This is a messenger RNA of Engraulis encrasicolus (European anchovy), 4153 nucleotides long. RefSeq names its product T-box transcription factor 2a (gene tbx2a). The record is from RefSeq and is a predicted model, not a curated record. The coding region runs from base 808 to 2937 and encodes 709 amino acids. Gene Ontology annotation, molecular function: RNA polymerase II cis-regulatory region sequence-specific DNA binding; DNA-binding transcription factor activity, RNA polymerase II-specific. The transcript has 8 exons. Gene Ontology annotation, biological process: cell fate specification; regulation of transcription by RNA polymerase II; positive regulation of DNA-templated transcription. NCBI's taxonomy places the organism in Eukaryota, Metazoa, Chordata, Actinopteri, Clupeiformes, Engraulidae. Gene Ontology annotation, cellular component: nucleus.
CGCCAGUCGCCAGAUUAGACUGCUGCAAGGGGCGGCGGAUGUGAAACUGACACAAUUUGUACGCUUCGAAGCAGUGCGAGUCCUCAGGAGGUUGACGGUCGCGGCUACAAGAAUGCAUAGUGUUGCAAAACUAGCAUUCAACAAUAGGCCACUUUGUGCCUGAAAUCGAUAUAACACUACCAAUGUGCAUUAAAACGGUACAGCCAACGCCGGGAAAACAACACUAAUCAAAUGCUUCUGUUGAAAUGAUCACGUUAUGAGAUGAAGUGAUGCAAGACCAGGAAAAGCCCCCUUCCCCAUCUUGGCUGGAUCUGUCAUAACCACGCCUAUGGAACUGUACAAUUGGUCCAGAAAGCGUAAAAUCGGCAAUCAAGGGGAGAUGCUUCAUUAGAGUCUGGAACCAGAAGGGAGGAAUAUGCGAGAGUCGCACACUGACGGGGCGAGAGAACUUCAAGCUUAUAAACUGUGCCCAAAUUGUAUGCCUUUUUGUUGAAGAGCGUUUUCUUUUGUCGGCUGGACGGGCCUGGUAAAUAAGGAGGAUUUGGCUAUACUCCGAGCGCGUGAACACUCAGUUGUUGGAAGGAUAUCAUCCUUACUUUUGACGGCGCAGUCGACACUGGAAUAGCCUACCAGAUAUUUCACUCCACGGUCACGGGGCAGUGUGUGGCUUUCGCUGUCAACCUCGGGCUCUGCACACACUUUUGUGUCAGUUGCUGCAACUGAACAUUUCAUCUGAGCUGGACGCUUUGAGGGAGACCGUACAGACUACGAAUAUAAUAUUCUAUAUCGACAUUUUUGGAUGCACCGAUGAGAGAUCCAGUUUUCACAGGGACUACUAUGGCUUAUCACCCUUUCCACGCUCACCGGCCGGCUGACUUUGGCAUGUCAGCCUUUCUCGCCGCUGCCCAGCCGUCUUUUUUCCCGGCUCUCACACUGCCUCCCUCCCUGACGAAGCCACUGACGGACCACGCUCUCUCCGGGGCCGCCGAGGUUGGCUUGCACGCCGCGCUGGGGCAUCACCACCAGGCGGCUCAUCUCCGGUCUCUCAAAAGCCUGGAGCCCGAGGAGGAUGUGGAGGACGACCCAAAAGUUAUUCUGGAGUCGAAGGAUCUCUGGGAUCAAUUUCAUAAAAUCGGCACCGAAAUGGUCAUAACAAAAUCGGGAAGGAGAAUGUUCCCAGCCUUCAAAGUUCGGUGUAAUGGCUUGGAUAAAAAAGCAAAAUAUAUCCUGUUGAUGGAUAUAGUCGCUGCCGAUGACUGUCGAUACAAAUUUCACAAUUCUCGAUGGAUGGUCGCAGGAAAAGCCGACCCGGAGAUGCCGAAGCGAAUGUACAUCCACCCAGACAGUCCUGCUACGGGCGAGCAAUGGAUGGCAAAGCCUGCUACUUUCCAUAAACUCAAAUUGACGAACAAUAUAUCGGAUAAACAUGGAUUUACUAUACUUAAUUCCAUGCACAAAUACCAACCCCGGUUUCACAUCGUCAGAGCCAAUGAUAUUCUGAAGCUUCCGUACAGCACCUUCAGGACUUACCUUUUUCCAGAGACAGAUUUCAUAGCUGUAACUGCAUAUCAAAAUGACAAGAUCACACAGUUAAAAAUUGAUCACAACCCGUUCGCUAAAGGAUUCAGGGACACAGGAAAUGGGCGGAGAGAGAAAAGGAAACAAUUAAGCCUGCCAUCACUACGGAUGUACGAUGACCAGUGCAAAGUGGACCGAGACGGUGGUGACUCGGAUGCGUCCUCUUGCGAACCGACGACGGGGAGGGACUCCGUACACUCCCCGCUUGGGAACGAAGCCAGUCCACUGAAAUUUAACAGGAGCAGUCGAGACGAUAAAACCUGCACUGAAAGUGACCAGGAGCUUGACCAUCCGGACGACAGGCCCAGCCCCGGGCCCACGUCCUCCCCCUCCCCCUUCAGCCCCGUGCCCAGCGACGAGCGGCUCAAGGACAAGAAGGCUGAUGGCCUGGACUCCUCCCGCAAGGACUCCUCCGACUCCAUCUUCAGCAUCAGGAACCUGGAGAAGGGCAAAGGCGGAGACGCUCGGAAAGACUCGUCGGAAUCGUCCUCCAAGAAGGACGUGGACUUGGGCUCCGGCCUGGGUGGCGGUGGCGGGUUGAAGGAGGGCUUCUCCCCGCUCAUGGUGCAGACGGAGAGCCCUUCAGCGCACUUCAGCGCCAGCCAUCUGCAGAGCCUCGCCCUCUCCGGUCUCCACGGUCAGCAUUUCUUCAACCCUCUGAACCCCACGGGCCAGCCGCUGCUCUUCCACCCGGGCCAGUUCGCCAUGGCUCCCGGGGCCUUCUCCACCAUGGGCAUGGGCCACCUGCUGGCCUCCAUGUCUGCCGGGGCUGCUGGGGGGCUGGAGAACGGAGCCUUGUCCUCUCAGAGUGCCCAGAGCGCUUUCCCCUUCCACCUGUCCCAACACAUGCUUGGCUCUCAGGGUAUCUCAAUGCCUCCGUUCGGUGGCCUGCUGCCUUACCCGUACACCUACAUGGCAGCAGCAGCCGCGGCCGCCUCAGCGCUGCCCUCUGGUGGUGCGGGUGCCGCCUCCGGCCUGGGCAGGAGCCCCUUCUUGAGCAGCACGCGGCCGCGCCUGCGCUUCAACCCUUACCAGCUGCCCGUCUCCAUCCCCCAGAGCUCCAGCCUGCUGACCACCGCCGCCUUCACCGGCGGCAUGACCUCCGAAGCGGAGUCGUCCUCGGUGUCGGCCAGCCGGGAGACCAGUCCCGUGUCGGAGCACCACCACCACCACCACCACAGCAGCUCCAAGUCCUCAGCAUCCAGCAACCAGAGGACAGGGUCCCCCAAACCCAACGUGAAGGAUUCCACCAGCGACUUGCAGAACAUCCAAAGGCUGGUGAGCGGACUGGAGAAGAAGAAAGACGUAUCUUCAUCGUCGUCGUCAUCGUCGUUGUCAGGCAGAGAGAGCUCGAAGUGACCAGAACGUUUUUGAAACCUCCUGCCAAUUAAUACAAACUCUUUGUCUCGCAAGCAAACACCCACGUUUUUGUUUUUGUUCUUGUGUGUACUUCAAGUGAAGCCAACCACGGCAGUCGUCGACAGCGUGGAGAUGUUGGAGCUAUUUUUUUUUGUCUUUUUGCUUGUCGGAUGUUUGUUGGAUGUGUAUCCAGAUGAUGUCAUGGUGAAGGAGAUCACAGUGCUCUCCCCGAUGGAGGCGGGGUGGAGAAGAGAGGCCGAGAAACGAGCGGGAUCGGCUUAUGCCUUUUGUCCAGGAAAAGUGAUGGCAGCUUAUGGCGUCUCUCCCUGUGAAGCUGUAACACGGGGAAAGAGAGAACACAUGACAUGCAUCCACUGACUUGAGGAAAAGCCCCAAACCGAUGGAGAAGGAGACUAGUCUGUGGUUAUGUGAUAUCUAUCACGAUAUAGCUACAUCCAAAUAUGCAUUGUAAAAGGGAUGAAAUGGCUGUGAUCAGUACAAUAGACUCUGGAUUUUUUUGUCUUGCUGGUUACCUGGUGUGUGUGUGUGUGUGUGUGUGUGUGUGUGUGUGUGUGUGUGUGCGCGCGCGCGCACAUGCUUGCGUGCGUGCAUGCGUGCGUGCGUGCAUGCACGCUUGUGCAUCGUGUUCACAUUCAAGUUUGUGUGUGUAUGUGUAUGACCUUUUUGUUUUUUUUCUAUUAUUUAAUGAAAGUAAAAUAUUCUUGUAAAUAUGUUCAUUGCUUUGAAAGACAUAGUCUUAAUUUAUUUAAAGCUGUACAUUGAUGUGUAAAUAUUGUUAGGUUUUAAUUUGUUACAUUUAUAUAAAUAUAUUACAUUUUACAUAACAAUAUACUGUAAAUGAAUACUAAUUAGUUCUUGAUGGGUUAAUAAGAAUGUUUUGGGGUAUUUGUGAUGCAUUGCUGUUCAAUUCUACCUGACCUGUGAAGGAAAGGACUGCCACCCCCAUUCUGUCCAGCUUUUUUUGUUGUCAUGUUUUUUAUUUUAUUUUAUUUUUUGAAACAUAAUAAAACAUUGCGUUGCUUUAUAAACCAUUGAGACAGUGAUGCAAUAUAGGCAGGGAAAACUCAGGUUUAUUUUUAAUCUGGCACGUGACAUUUACAAUUUUCAGAAGAACUCUUUUUUUUUGCCUCUUGUGCUGGAUGUUCGGGUAAAUGCUUAUGGUUUUUCUUGAAUUCUCUCUCAAUAAAAAAGAAUG